Messenger RNA from Closterium sp. Yama58-4, 9285 nucleotides. The record is from the annotation of a GenBank genome assembly. Lineage: Eukaryota; Viridiplantae; Streptophyta; Zygnematophyceae; Desmidiales; Closteriaceae.
AUGCGAGAAUGGAGGGAGUUAAGAGUCGGCGACAUAGUGCAGGUAGAAGGCGACACGUACUUUCCCGCGGAUUUGAUCUGCUUAGCCAGCAGCAGCAGCGAGGACGGGUCGUGUUACGUAGAAACGAUGAAUCUGGACGGCGAGACGAAUCUAAAGUUGCGCCAGGCGCUUCACGAGACGUAUUCGCUCGACGGGUCGCAGCUGGCGAGAUUAAGAGGCACUGUGGAGUGCGAGCAUCCCAACGUCUCGAUUUACACGUUCACGGGAAAGAUGCGCCUCGAGGGCCUCCAAGAGACGCCCAUUUUCCUCUCGCCGACUAACAUUCUCCUCCGCGGCUCCAAGUUAAGAAACACGCGGUACGCGGUGGGUCUGGUGGUGUAUUCAGGUCGCGAGACGAAGAUCAUGAUGAACGCCACGGACCCGCCGUCCAAGCGAAGCUUCGUGGAAAAACGGCUUGAUUACGUCAUCAUUUUCGAGCUCGUUCUCAUGCUGUCGCUCGCGAUCUUCCCCGCCGCGGUCUUCGCGGCGCGGCUGCCGUACCAGGAGCAGUACAUGUGGUACCUGGAGCUGGAUCAGAACGCGCAGCUCACGGGGCUUAACAAGGCGCAGUAUAACGCGGACAACCCCGCUCUGGCAGGCGUGCUGCCAGUUCUUCACGUGCCUCGUUCUCUAUGGUAUGGCCAUUGCCGCUCCCUCUUGUUCCCUUCCCUCUCAUCCUCUCCCAUUUCAUCCCCUCCAUCCCCUUCCCUCCCCUCACAUGUUCUGCUCCUCUCUCGUCCCCUCCUUUCUCCCCCCCAUCCCCCUUUUCAUCCCCUCCUCUCUCAUCCCCCACCCUCCCCUCUCAUCCCCUCCCUCUCAUCCUCUCCCCUCUCAUCCCGUACCCUCUCAUCCCGUACCCUCUCAUCCCGUACCCUCUCAUCCCGUACCCUCUCAUCCCGUACCCUCUCAUCCCGUACCCUCUCAUCCCGUACCCUCUCAUCCCGUACCCUCUCAUCCGUACCCUCUCAUCCCGUACCCUCUCAUCCCGUACCCUCUCAUCCCGUACCCUCUCAUCCCGUACCCUCUCAUCCCGUACCCUCUCAUCCCGUACCCUCUCAUCCCGUACCCUCUCAUCCCGUACCCUCUCAUCCCGUACCUCUCAUCCCGUACCCUCUCAUCCCGUACCCUCUCAUCCCGUACCCUCUCAUCCCGUACCCUCUCAUCCCGUACCCUCUCAUCCGUACCCUCUCAUCCCGUACCCUCUCAUCCCGUACCCUCUCAUCCCGUACCCUCUCAUCCCGUACCCUCUCCUCAUCCCGUACCCUCUCAUCCCGUACCCUCUCAUCCCGUACCCUCUCAUCCCGUACCCCUCAUCCCGUACCCUCUCAUCCCGUACCCUCUCAUCCCGUACCCUCUCAUCCCGUACCCUCUCAUCCCGUACCCUCUCAUCCCGUACCCUCUCAUCCCGUACCCUCUCAUCCCGUACCCUCUCAUCCCGUACCCUCUCAUCCCGUACCCUCUCAUCCCGUACCCUCUCAUCCGUACCCUCUCAUCCCGUACCCUCUCAUCCGUACCCUCUCAUCCCUAACCCCUUCAUCCCGUACCCUCUCAUCCCGCCCCCUCUCAUCCCGUACCCUCUCAUCCCGUACCCUCUCAUCCCGUACCCCUCUCAUCCCGUACCCUCUCAUCCCGUACCCUCUCAUCCCGUACCCUUCAUCCCGUACCCUCUCAUCCCGUACCCUCUCAUCCCGUACCCUCUCAUCCCGUACCCUCUCAUCCCGUACCCUCUCAUCCCGUACCCUCUCAUCCCGUACCCUCUCAUCCCGUACCCUCUCAUCCGUACCCUCUCAUCCCGUACCCUCUCAUCCCGUACCCUCUCAUCCCGUACCCUCUCUCCCGUACCCUCUCAUCCCGUACCCUCUCAUCCCGUACCCUCUCAUCCCGUACCCUCUCAUCCCGUACCCUCUCAUCCCGUACCCUCUCAUCCCGUACCCUCUCAUCCCGUACCCUCUCAUCCCGUACCCUCUCAUCCGUACCCUCUCAUCCCGUACCCUCUCAUCCCGUACCCUCUCAUCCCGUACCCUCUCAUCCCGUACCCUCUCAUCCCGUACCCUCUCAUCCCGUACCCUCUCAUCCCGUCCCUCUCAUCCCGUACCCUCUCAUCCCGUACCCUCUCAUCCCGUACCCUCUCAUCCCGUACCCUCAUCCCGUACCCUCUCAUCCCGUACCCUCUCCUCCCGUCGUACCCUCUCAUCCCGUACCCUCUCAUCCCGUACCCUCUCAUCCCGUACCCUCUCAUCCCGUACCCUCUCAUCCGUACCCUCUCAUCCCGUACCCUCUCAUCCCGUACCCUCUCAUCCCUUACCCUCUCAUCCCGUACCCUCUCAUCCCGUACCCCCUCCAUCCCGUACCCUCUCAUCCCGUACCCUCUCAUCCCGUACCCUCUCAUCCCGUACCCUUCAUCCCGUACCCUCUCAUCCCGUACCCUCUCAUCCCGUACCCUCUCAUCCCGUACCCUUCAUCCCGUACCCUCUCAUCCCGUACCCUCUCAUCCCGUACCCUCUCAUCCCGUACCCUCUCAUCCCGUACCCUCUCAUCCCGUACCCUCUCAUCCCGUACCCUCUCAUCCGUACCCUCUCAUCCCGUACCCUCUCAUCCCGUACCCUCUCAUCCCGUACCCUCUCAUCCCGUACCCUCUCAUCCCGUACCCUCUAUCCCGUCCUCUCAUCCCGUACCCUCUCAUCCCGUACCCUCUCAUCCCGUACCCUCUCAUCCGUACCCUCUCAUCCCGUACCCUCUCAUCCCGUACCCUCUAUCUCUCUCCCCCUCUCAUCUCUCCCCCUCUCAUCCCUCUCCCCCUCUCAUCCUUCCCCCUCUCAUCCUCUCCCCUCUCAUCCGUACCCUCUCAUCCCGUACCUCUCAUCCCGUACCCUCUCAUCCCGUACCCUCUCAUCCCGUACCCUCUCAUCCCGUACCCUCUCAUCCCGUACCCUCUCAUCCCGUACCCUCUCAUCCCGUACCCUCUCAUCCCGUACCCUCUCAUCCCGUACCCUCUCAUCCCGUACCCUCAUCCCGUACCCUCUCAUCCCGUACCUCUCAUCCCGUACCCUCUCAUCCCGUACCCUCUCAUCCCGUACCCUCUCAUCCCGUACCCUCUCAUCCCGUACCCUCUCAUCCCGUACCCUCUCAUCCCGUACCCUCUCAUCCCGUACCCUCUCAUCCGUACCCUCUCAUCCCGUACCCUCUCAUCCCGUACCCUCUCAUCCCGUACCCUCUCAUCCCGUACCCUCUCAUCCCGUACCCUCUCAUCCCGUACCCUCUCAUCCGUACCCUCUCAUCCCGUACCCUCUCAUCCCGUACCCUCUCAUCCCGUACCCUCUCAUCCCGUACCCUCUCAUCCCGUACCUCUCAUCCCGUACCUCUCAUCCCGUACCCUCUCAUCCCGUACCCUCUCAUCCCGUACCCUCUCAUCCCGUACCCUCUCAUCCCGUACCCUCUCAUCCCGUCCGUACCCUCUCAUCCCGUACCCUCUCAUCCCGUACCCUCUCAUCCCGUACCCUCUCAUCCCGUACCCUCUCAUCCCGUACCCUCUCAUCCCGUACCCUCUCAUUCCCGUACCCUCUCAUCCCGUACCCUCUCAUCCCGUACCCUCUCAUCCCGUACCCUCUCAUCCCGUACCCUCUCAUCCCGUACCCUCUCAUCCCGUACCCUCUCAUCCCGUACCCUCUCAUCCCGUACCCUCUCAUCCCGUACCCUCUCAUCCCGUACCCUCUCAUCCCGUACCCUCUCAUCCCGUACCCUCUCAUCCCGUACCCUCUCAUCCCGUACCCUCUCAUCCCGUACCCUCUCAUCCCGUACCCUCUCAUCCCGUACCCUCUCAUCCCGUACCCUCUCAUCCCGUACCCUCUCAUCCCGUACCCUCUCAUCCCGUACCCUCUCAUCCCGUACCCUCUCAUCCCGUACCCUCUCAUCCCGUACCCUCUAUCCCGUACCCUCUCAUCCCGUACCCUCUCAUCCCGUACCCUCUCCCGUACCCUCUCAUCCCGUAACUCUCAUCCCGUACCUCUCAUCCCGUACCCUCUCAUCCCGUACCCUCUCAUCCCGUACCCUCUCAUCCCGUACCCUCUCAUCCCGUACCCUCUCAUCCCGUACCCUCUCAUCCCGUACCCUCUCAUCCCGUACCCUCUCAUCCCGUACCCUCUCAUCCGUACCCUCUCAUCCCGUACCCUCUCAUCCCGUACCCUCUCAUCCGUACCCUCUCAUCCCGUACCCUCUCAUCCCGUACCCUCUCAUCCCGUACCCUCUCUCCCGUACCCUCUCAUCCCGUACCCUCUCAUCCCGUACCCUCUCAUCCCGUACCCUCUCAUCCGUACCCUCUCAUCCCGUACCCUCUCAUCCCGUACCCUCUCAUCCCGUACCCUCUCAUCCCGUACCCUCUCAUCCCGUACCCUCUCCUCUCAUCCCGUACCCUCUCAUCCCGUACCCUCUCAUCCCGUACCCUCUCAUCCCGUACCCUCUCAUCCCGUACCCUCUCAUCGUUACCCUCUCAUCCCGUACCCUCUCAUCCCGUACCCUCUCAUCCCGUACCCUCUCAUCCCGUACCCUCUCAUCCCGUACCCUCUCAUCCCCGUACCCUCUCAUCCGUACCCUCUCAUCCCGUACCCUCUCAUCCCGUACCCUCUCAUCCCGUACCCUCUCAUCCCGUACCCUCUCAUCCCCGUACCCUCUCUUCACGUACCAUCUCAUCCAUACCCUCUCAUCCCGUACCCUCUCAUCCCGUACCCUCUCAUCCCGUACCCUCUCAUCCCGUACCCUCUCAUCCCGUACCUCUCAUCCCGUACUCUCAUCCCGUACCCUCUCAUCCCGUACCCUCUCAUCCCGUACCCUCUCAUCCCGUACCCUCUCAUCCCGUACCCUCUCAUCCCGUACCCUCUCACCGUACCCUCUCAUCCCGUACCCUAUCAUCCGUACCCUCUCAUCCCGUACCCUCUCAUCCCGUACCCUCUCAUCCCGUACCCUCUCAUCCCGUACCCUCUCAUCCCGUACCCCUCAUCCCGUACCCUCUCAUCCCGUACCCUCUCAUCCCGUACCCUCUCAUCCCGUACCCUCUCAUCCCGUACCCUCUCAUCCCGUACCUCUCAUCCCGUACCCUCUCAUCCCGUACCCUCUCAUCCCGUACCCUCUCUCUCAUCCCGUACCCUCUCAUCCCGUACCUCUCAUCCCGUACCCUCUCAUCCCGUACCCUCUCAUCCCGUACCCUCUCAUCCCGUACCCUCUCAUCCCGUACCCUCUCAUCCCGUACCCUCUCAUCCCGUACCCUCUCAUCCCGUACCCUCUCAUCCCGUACCCUCUCAUCCCGUACCCUCUCAUCCCGUACCCUCUCAUCCCGUACCCUCUCAUCCCGUACCCUCUCAUCCCGUACCCUCUCAUCCCGUACCCUCUCAUCCCGUACCCUCUCAUCCCGUACCCUCUCAUCCCGUACCCUCUCAUCCCGUACCCUCUCAUCCCGUACCCUCUCAUCCCGUACCCUCUCAUCCCGUACCCUCUCAUCCCGUACCCUCUCAUCCCGUACCCUCUCAUCCCGUACCCUCUCAUCCCGUACCCUCUCAUCCCGUACCCCCUCUCCAUCCCGUACCCUCUCAUCCCGUACCCUCUCAUCCCGUACCCUCUCAUCCCGUACCCUCUCAUCCCGUACCCUCUCAUCCCGUACCCUCUCAUCCCGUACCCUCUCAUCCCGUACCCUCUCAUCCCGUACCCUCUCAUCCCGUACCCUCUCAUCCCGUACCCUCUCAUCCCGUACCCUCUCAUCCCGUACCCUCAUCAUCCAUCCCGUACCCUCAUCCCGUACCCUCUCAUCCCGUACCCUCUCAUAUCCCGUACCCUCUCAUCCCGUACCCUCUCAUCCCGUACCUCUCAUCCCGUACCCUCUCAUCCCGUACCCUCUCAUCCCGUACCCUCUCAUCCCGUACCCUCUCAUCUCCGUACCCUCUCAUCCCGUACCUCUCAUCCCGUACCCUCUCAUCCCGUACCCUCUCAUCCCGUACCCCCCCUCUCAUCCCGUACCCUCUCAUCCCGUACCCUCUCAUCAUCCCCGUACCCUCCGCAUCCCGUACCCUCUCAUCCCGUACCCUCUCAUCCCGUACCCUCUCAUCCCGUACCCUCUCUCCCGUACCCUCUCAUCCCGUACCCUCUCAUCCUCUCAUCCCGUACCCUCUCAUCCCGUACCCUCUCAUCCCGUACCCUCUCAUCCCGUACCCUCUCAUCCCGUACCCUCUCAUCCCGUACCCUCUCAUCCCGUACCCUCUCAUCCCGUACCCUCUCAUCCCGUACCCUCUCAUCCCUCCCUACCCUCUCAUCCCGUACCCUCUCAUCCCGUACCCUCUCAUCCCAUCCCGUACCCUCUCAUCCCGUACCCUCUCAUCCCGUACCCUCUCAUCCCGUACCCUCUCAUCCCGUACCCUCUCAUCCCGUACCCUCUCAUCCCGUACCCUCUCAUCCCGUACCCUCUCAUCCCGUACCCUCUCAUCCCGUACCCUCUCAUCCCGUACCCUCUCAUCCCGUACCCUCUCAUCCCGUACCCUCUCAUCCCGUACCCUCUCAUCCCGUACCCUCUCAUCCCGUACCCUCUCAUCCCGUACCCUCUCAUCCCGUACCCUCUUUACCCUCUCAUCCCGUACCCUCUCAUCCCGUACCCUCUCAUCCCGUACCCUCUCAUCCCGUACCCUCUCAUCCCGUACCCUCUCAUCUCAUCCCGUACCCUCUCAUCCCGUACCCUCUCAUCCCGUACCCUCUCAUCCCGUACCCUCUCAUCCCGUACCCUCUCAUCCCGUACCCUCUCAUCCCGUACCCUCUCAUCCCGUACCCACCCUCUCAUCCCGUACCCUCUCAUCCCGUACCCUCUCAUCCCGUACCCUCUCAUCCCGUACCCUCUCAUCCCGUACCCUCUCAUCCCGUACCCUCUCAUCCCGUACCCUCUCAUCCCGUACCCUCUCAUCCCGUACCCUCUCAUCCCGUACCCCCUCUCAUCCCGUACCCUCUCAUCCGUACCCUCUCAUCCCGUACCCUCUCAUCCCGCCCUCUCAUCCCGUACCCUCUCAUCCCGUACCCUCUCAUCCCGUACCCUCUCAUCCCGUACCCUCUCAUCCCGUACCCUCUCAUCCCGUACCCUCUCAUCCCGUACCCUCUCAUCCCGUACCCUCUCAUCCCGUACCCUCUCAUCCCGUACCCUCUCAUCCCGUACCCUCUCAUCCCGUACCCUCUCAUCCCGUACCCUCUCAUCCCGUACCCUCUCAUCAUCCCGUACCCUCUCAUCCCGUACCCUCUCAUCCCGUACCCUCUCGCCCGUCUCAUCCCGUACCCUCUCAUCCCGUACCCUCUCAUCCGUACCCUCUCAUCCCGUACCCUCUCAUCCCGUACCCUCUCAUCCCGUACCCUCUCAUCCCGUACCCUCUCAUCCCGUACCCCUCUCAUCCCGUACCCUCUCAUCCCGGCGCGGGGGUGAUGGGUGGAGGGGGCACGCCGCUGCUGCCAGGGGAAGGGGAAAGCGGAGGGGAGAGACGACGCCGUCGCUGCUGGUACGACGGGGGGGAGGAGGCGGUGGAUGGGGAGGCGGUGAGGUUCCUGGCGGAGUCACCCGAUGAGGCGGCGUUUGUGGGUGGCGGCCAAGCGUCUGGGGUUCCUGUUCCUGGGCCGGCAGGGCAACGAGCUCAAAGUGAGGGAGUAUGGCGCGCGGUGGAAAGCGGGGCUGAGGACCCUGGCGAUAGCGGGAGGGAGGUGGGCGAGGAGGAGUACGCGGCGUGGCAGCAGCGGUGGGUGGAGGCCAAGGGGUACAGCGUGGCGCACUCAGACGUUUCGCGUUCCCCCAUGCUCCUCUCCCCGUCCCCUUCUCUCCAUGCGCCUGCCCGCUCCUCACUUGCCCCCAUGCCCUCACCAGGUGGGAGUGCCACAGGCCAUAGAGGCAUUGGCGCAGGCGGGAUAAAGCUGUGGGUGCUGACGGGCGACAAGCUGGAGACGGCCAUCAACAUCGGCUUCGCCCUGCUGCGCCACCACAUGCAGCAGCACCUCGUCUUUCUCGAGGAUAAUGACGCUGCCGCUAAGGAGGCUGCCAGGCGUGGUGUUUGCGCUCAAGGAGGUGAAUCUGCCUGGCCAUUGGGGACGGGGGCGAACGACGUGGGCAUGAUCCAGAAGGCGAAUAUUGGCGUGGGGAUUCGCGGCGAGGAGGGCCAGCAGGCUGUCAUGGCGUCUGACUUUGCCAUAGGCCAGUUCAGAUUCUUAGAGCGGCUGCUGCUGGUGCACGGGGGGUGGUGCUACAAGCGCAUUUGCAUUCUGAUAACCUACUUCUUCUACAAGUGUUUCGUGUUCGCCUUCACCAUCCUCUUCUACAACUGCCUGGCGUUCUUCUCCGGCACGGCGGUGUACUACGACUGGUACCUCACGCUCUUCAUGGUGUUCUUCACCUCGCUGCCCAUCGGUGUCGUGGGCGUCAUGGACCAGGACGUCAAGGCCGUCUACCGCCUGCGCUAUCCUCAGCUCUACAAGCAGGGCCAGCGCAACGAGUACUUUUCGGUGGUGAGCGUGGCGAGCUGGAUGGUGAACGGGCUGGUGCAGGCGGGCAUCAUCUUCGCCCUCACGCUGCUGCCCUUCGCCCUCGUGCCCGACCGCAGCACCGGGCUCAUCCUCGACCUCACCGCCAUCGGCACCAUCAUGUAUGCCGCCGUCGUCACCACCGUCAACCUUGAGCUCGGCUCCAACGUGCAGUAUUGGAACGUGCUGCAUUUCCUGACCAUAUUCGGCUCCAUCCUCUUCUUCUUCAUCCUCAUGACGGUCGGCAGCUACCUGCCAGCCAAGUGGGUCGGCAAUCUGGUGGGCGUGGCAGCGCAGCUGCUGCCCGCCGCCAGCUUCUGGCUCAACCUGCUGCUCGCCGUCGUCGCCGCCAUGCUGCCCUCAUAUGCCAUCCGGGGGAUUUGGAGGCAUGUGUGCCCGGGCGACCACGAGGUGGUGCAGGAGAUUGAGCGCAGAGAGAGGCGGCGAAGGCUGAUGCGCCUCUCCACCAUGGCCCGCCACAUGUGCGCCGGUGCACCACUGGUGACCAAUCACGGCGCGAGUGGCGCUGCUGACGUUGAGAGGUCGGCUCAUGGCUCUGCUGGUAGCGAUGACAGUGGGGAGAAGGGGAAGGGGAAAAAGAAGGGGUUGGAUGGGGUGGGAAACGGUGUUGUGGGAGAGUGCCAGGUGGCAGCAGAGAAGGGUUCAAGUGUGGCUGAGGAGUUGAGACACAGACACAGCAGCAGCAGAGUCACUCAGCAGUAA